Messenger RNA from Candidozyma haemuli, 1938 nucleotides. RefSeq names its product methylenetetrahydrofolate reductase (NAD(P)H). NCBI's taxonomy places the organism in Eukaryota, Fungi, Ascomycota, Pichiomycetes, Serinales, Metschnikowiaceae. Gene Ontology annotation, cellular component: cytosol. The transcript has a single exon. Gene Ontology annotation, molecular function: methylenetetrahydrofolate reductase [NAD(P)H] activity; FAD binding. Gene Ontology annotation, biological process: tetrahydrofolate interconversion. The record is from RefSeq and is a predicted model, not a curated record. The coding region runs from base 1 to 1938 and encodes 645 amino acids.
AUGGCCACCGUGACCGCCAAAAUCAAGGCGUUGGAGCCUGGCGAGCGUUUUUGCUCGUUCGAGUUCUUCCCGCCGAAAACUGACGCCGGUUUCAGAAACUUGCUAGCUCGUUUGUCCCGUAUGAUGGCCCUCAACCCGCUCUUCCUUACGGUUACUUGGGGAGCCGGUGGAUCCACGGCAGAAAAGUCGUUGGAUUUGGCUGCUACGUGCCAGAAGGAGCUUGGUGUGACGACGGUGUUGCACUUGACUUGUACAAACACGAAUAAGGAGAUUAUAGAGGAUGCGCUUAAGAGAGCUAAGGAAGCAGGCAUUAGGAAUAUCUUGGCUUUGAGAGGUGAUCCGCCUAGAACCGAGGAGUACUGGACGCCUAACUGUGAUUUUAGUAAUGCCGUGGACUUGGUGAGGUUUAUUCGCCAGGAACAUGGCGAUUACUUCUGUAUUGGUGUUGCUGGGUACCCAGAGGGCCAUGUGGAGGGAGCUGACGCUUCUGCCCAGGACCCCAAGAAGGAUUUGCCUUAUUUGAUUGAAAAGGUUGAGGCUGGUGCUGACUAUGUGGUUACACAGCUUUUCUUUGAUGUGGAUAAGUUUGUGGCGUACGAACAGCUACUCCAGGAUACGCCUCAGUUGAAGAACAUCGUGCUAAUACCCGGUAUUAUGCCAAUCACCACGUACCGUGUGUUUAUCAGGGCCACGAGGUUGUCGCAUGCUAGCGUUCCAAAGAACAUUUUGGACGAUUUGGAUGCUCAUAUCAACGAUGACGAUAUGGUGAAAAAUAUCGGUUUGGACGUUGUCACGAAAAUGAUUCUGGAGAUCGAUUCUCGUACGAAUGGCCGUGUUAGGGGGUACCAUUUCUACACGCUUAAUUUGGAAAAGGCCGUGGCUUCUAUUAUUAAUAGACUGCCUGUUUUGCAGAACAUGAUUCCUCACAACAAGCUGGUCCAGCAUGAUGACGCUAUUGCUUCUGAUUCAGAUGAUGAUUUGCCAGCAGGCACUGUUAUUCCAGCUAAAAACGGCAGAAGAAAGUCUUCUGUGAACGAAAACCAGCUUGCUUCGGCUGAUGCCAUGGACGCCAAAAGAGCUUUGGUGUCUAAGGCUCUCUCCAAGGACCCCAAGGCUAUUGUCGAUAUUUCCACCGGUAAGGGCGUUUUGGGCAAAGACGCCACAUGGGAUGAGUUUACCAACGGUCGUUUUGGUGACUCCAACUCGCCUGCUUACGGUGAAAUCGACGGUUACGGUCCAAACUUGAAGCUUCAUUCCAACAAAGAGGUCCAAGAGACUUGGGGCGAACCAAAGUCUACUGCUGACGUUACCAAAAUUUUCGUUGACUACUUGUCCAACAAAAUCACCGUUUUGCCUUGGGCAGACAGUGAACUUUCGCCAGAAACUGCAUUGAUUCAAGAAGAGCUCUUUGAGCUUAACGAAAGAGGCUGGUUCACGUUGGCCUCGCAGCCUGCCAUCAACAGCUGCUCCUCCCGUGACAAAAUCUUAGGUUGGGGACCUCCAAACGGACACAUUUUCCAAAAGCUGUUUGUGGAAUUCUUCAUUCCUAAGAAACAGUGGGAGGAAGACUUGUUGCCUCGCAUUUCGACCCAAGUGGACGACAAAACCAUCACAUACUACUGUGGAGACGCCAGCGGCCACAUCUCUCUGAACUUGCCCAUCAGCACAGGUAAAAACAGCAACACCAAGUCUGCUGUCACAUGGGGUGUGUUCCCGCUGAAGGAGGUUUUGCAGCCAACCAUCAUUGACUACGAGUCUUUCAAGGCAUGGAACGAAGAGGCAUUCUUGUUGUGGCUCGAGUGGGCCCGUUGUUACAGAAAAGAUAGCGAUUCUUACAAGUUGUUGAACAGCGUGUACAACGACUACUACUUGGUCAGUUUGGUUCACCACGACUUCACCGACGAGUUUGUCUUGUGGACCACUUUACUCAGCGACUGA